This is a messenger RNA of Elgaria multicarinata webbii, 6018 nucleotides long. It is a transcript of the gene ASAP1, whose product is annotated as ArfGAP with SH3 domain, ankyrin repeat and PH domain 1. Gene Ontology annotation, biological process: positive regulation of GTPase activity; positive regulation of membrane tubulation; cilium assembly. The record is from RefSeq and is a predicted model, not a curated record. Gene Ontology annotation, molecular function: protein binding; GTPase activator activity. The coding region runs from base 12 to 3428 and encodes 1138 amino acids. Gene Ontology annotation, cellular component: cytoplasm; podosome. The transcript has 29 exons. Lineage: Eukaryota; Metazoa; Chordata; Lepidosauria; Squamata; Anguidae.
ACGGAUGAGUCAUGAGAUCUUCAGCCUCCAGGCUCUCCAGCUUUUCGUCAAGGGAUUCAUUAUGGAAUCGGAUCAUGCCGGACCAGAUCACUGUGUCGGAGUUUAUUACUGAGACCACGGAGGAUUAUAACUCUCCAACCACAUCCAGCUUUACUACCCGGUUACAGAACUGCAGGAAUACAGUCACGCUACUAGAAGAGGCAUUGGAUCAGGACAGAACUGCACUACAAAAAGUGAAAAAAUCUGUAAAAGCAAUAUAUAAUUCUGGGCAAGAACAUGUCCAAAAUGAAGAAAACUAUGCACAAGUACUAGAUAAAUUUGGAAGUAAUUUCUUAAGUAGAGAUAAUCCAGAUCUUGGCACUGCUUUUGUAAAAUUUUCUACACUUACUAAGGAGUUGUCAACGCUGCUGAAAAAUCUGCUCCAAGGCUUGAGCCACAAUGUCAUCUUCACAUUAGAUUCUCUUUUAAAAGGAGAUUUGAAAGGAGUCAAAGGGGAUCUAAAAAAGCCCUUUGACAAAGCCUGGAAGGAUUAUGAGACAAAAUUCACAAAAAUUGAAAAGGAAAAAAGGGAACAUGCAAAACAGCAUGGGAUGAUACGGACAGAAAUUACUGGAGCUGAGAUAGCAGAAGAAAUGGAGAAAGAAAGACGGCUAUUUCAGCUCCAGAUGUGUGAAUAUCUCAUUAAGGUUAAUGAAAUCAAGACAAAAAAAGGUGUGGACCUUCUACAGAAUCUUAUAAAGUAUUAUCAUGCGCAGUGCAAUUUCUUCCAAGAUGGCUUGAAGACAGCUGAUAAACUAAAACAAUAUAUUGAAAAACUGGCUGCUGAUUUAUAUAAUAUAAAGCAGACACAAGAUGAAGAAAAGAAACAGCUCACUGCACUUAGAGACUUGAUAAAAUCCUCAUUACAGCUUGACCAGAAAGAGGUGAGAAUCUCAGACAAAAUCAGGCAAGGAGGAUACAGCAUGCACCAACUGCAGGGAAAUAAGGAGUAUGGCAGUGAGAAAAAGGGUUAUCUUUCAAAGAAAAGUGAUGGGCUACGGAAAGUUUGGCAAAGAAGAAAAUGCACUGUUAAAAAUGGUAUUCUGACCAUAUCACAUGCAACCUCAAACAGGCAACCUGCUAAGUUGAAUUUAUUAACCUGCCAAGUGAAACCAAAUGCUGAAGACAAGAAAUCAUUUGACCUGAUAUCACAUAAUAGAACAUACCACUUUCAGGCGGAGGAUGAGCAAGACUACGUAGCAUGGAUAUCAGUACUGACAAACAGCAAAGAAGAAGCUUUAAAUAUGGCAUUCCGUGGAGAACAGAGCACAGGGGAAAAUAGUUUAGAGGAUCUUACAAAAGCCAUUAUUGAUGACAUUCAGAGAUUACCUGGAAACGAUGUCUGCUGUGAUUGUGGCUCACCAGAUCCAACAUGGCUUUCAACUAACUUGGGUAUUUUAACCUGUAUAGAGUGUUCUGGAAUACAUAGAGAAAUGGGUGUUCAUAUUUCUCGAAUCCAAUCUUUAGAGCUAGACAAAUUAGGAACAUCUGAACUCUUGCUGGCCAAGAACAUAGGAAACAAUAGUUUUAAUGAAAUUAUGGAGGGGAACUUACCAAGUCCUUCUCCAAAACCUACUCCAUCAAGUGAUAUGACUGCACGCAAAGAAUUUAUUACUGCUAAAUAUGUAGAUCAUAAGUUCUCCAGAAAGACUUGUGCAUCUGCAGCAGCUAAAUUGAAUGAACUACUUGAGGCUGUUAAAUCCAGGGAAUUACUUGCACUAAUUCAAGUCUAUGCAGAAGGGGUUGAGCUAAUGGAGCCAUUGCUGGAGCCUGGACAGGAGCCAGGGGAAACAGCUCUUCAUUUAGCAGUCCGGACUGCUGACCAAACUUCACUCCAUCUGGUUGACUUCCUUGUACAAAACUGUGGAAACCUGGAUAAACAGACAGCAUUGGGGAAUACGGUUCUGCACUACUGCAGUAUAUAUAAUAAGCCUGAAUGUUUGAAAUUGCUUUUGAAGGGCAAGCCAGCAAUAGAUAUAGUAAACCAUACUGGAGAGACGGCUCUGGACACAGCAAAAAGACUGAAAGCUAUCCAGUGUGAAGAUUUGCUUUCCCAGGCCAAAGUCGGAAAGUUAAAUCCGCAUGUACAUGUAGAGUAUGAGUGGAAUCUUCGACAAGAAGAAAUGGAUGAAAGUGAUGAUGACUUGGAUGACAAGCCUAGUCCAAUAAAGAAAGAGCGUUCUCCAAGACCCCAGAGCUUUUGUCAUUCUUCCAGCAUUUCUCCUCAAGACAAAAUGGCUCUUCCUGGUCUUAGCACUCCAAGAGACAAACAGAGACUCUCCUAUGGAGCCUUUCCCAAUCAGAUUUUUGUCUCUAUGAGCACAGAGUCUACAACUUCACCAACAGCAGCAGAUGCCCCUCCACUUCCUCCUAGAAAUGCUGGCAAAGGUCCAUCUGGCCCUCCUUCAACCCUCCCUUUAAGCACUCAAACCACUAGUGGCAGCUCCACUCUGUCUAAGAAGAGGCCCCCUCCCCCACCUCCUGGACACAAAAGAACCCUUUCUGACCCACCAAGCCCACUACCUCAUGGACCCCAGAAUAAGGGCCAAAUUCCUUGGGGUAAUGAUUUGGGUCCACCAGCCACAAAGACUGCAAACAAGUUUGAGGGGAUGUCUCAACAAUCAGGCACUGGGACUGCUAAAACUGCACUGGGCCCAAGAGUUCUUCCAAAACUACCUCAAAAGGUGGCACUAAGAAAAAUAGAAACCAUUCAUCUUCCUUCAAUCGAUAAAUCCAGUCAACAUUCUGAAAUCUUUCAGAAAUCGGCUUCACUUUCUAUCGAUCUGCCCCAGAAACCACAACCUGGAGAUUUACCCCCAAAGCCUCAGCCUCUGGAACCGCCCCAGAAACCUCAAAUUGGAGAUUUACCCCCAAAGCCAGGAGAACUACCCCCAAAACCUCAAUUAGGAGAUCUGCCACCAAAACCACAACUUGCAGACUUACCUCCAAAGCCCCAAAUGAAGGACCUUCCUCCAAAGCCUCAACUCGGAGAUUCUUUGGUUAAAACUCCCGGUGGAGAAGUAUCGCCAAAGACUCAGCUCUCAGAGGCAAAUCAAAAAUCUCAUUCCAUAGAUCUUUCUCCAAAGGUACAGUCUAGAGAGACCAUCCAAAAGCAACCAUCUGAAGACUCCAAUGAUGUAACUCAUGCAUUGCCAGACACUCCAGUGCCACUUCCUAGAAAGAUAAACUUGGGCAAGAACAAAAUUAGGAGAGUGAAGACAAUCUACGAUUGCCAGGCAGAUAAUGAUGAUGAGCUUACCUUUGUGGAAGGUGAAAUUAUUAUUGUAACAGGUGAAGAGGACCAAGAGUGGUGGAUUGGCCACAUCGAAGGAAAGCCAGAGAGGAAAGGGGUUUUCCCUGUAUCCUUCGUCCACAUUUUGUCAGAUUAAGUCAAAUUGGAAACUUGAGCAUUGCACAUCCUUCCUGCAAGACGGGCUUUUAGCACGAAGCAAACAGCUGCUGCAUCCCUGUAAUUCUGUGCACAAUUGUGGAUAUAUAUGUAUAUAUAACGGCUGUUAACAGAACGAGAACUCAUUGUUCACCGUCUGAGGUGACUUAACACUUGUAUUGUAAAUAGAUGGUGUUACUCUGCCUUUGCCAGUAUUAUGGUAGCCUUGGGACCUGGCACGCCUUAUUGGGUUUGCUCCAGCCAUCCUUGGCAUCAAGCACUUACAUCUCUCUGUCUGUGUGUAUGAACUACCACCUCUCUAAAUAUGGUUAGUCUCAUUCAGUCCCGUUUAACUGUACAGAAGUUACCAUUCCUAAUAAAUCAGUAUUCUUAAAAUAGAUAACUAGCAGACAGUUAGAUUCAGUUUUCAAAACGAACUGCUUUGGCUCAUUUACAGCCUAGUUUACAGCUACAAAUGUAUACAAUCUACAGCUUGUGAAAUCCACUUCCUUAGUAUUUGUUCCAAAACAAAAAGUGUUCAGUGUACACAUCAAACAAAAGAAAUAUUCACUGAUGCUACAGAUAGCCAGUAGUAUAUUAUGGUGUGUGAACAGCAUUUCAUGUUUGUAUUAUGUAAGUUGCAGUUUCUCCCUGUGAUAUUUACCUCACUUAAAACCAUCUGAAAGUCUUCAAUAAAAAUGUAUCUGAUGAAUGAAUGCAUUUGGGACUUUUGGCUGGAGGUUUCCUUUCACUGAACCAAGGACUCAUAAGAAAAAUAGUCUAUUCCCAUUUGCAUGCAUUCAGAUCCUUCCUUAGAAACUCUGAUUAUGCAGAAAAGUUAGACAUCUGUCAGCUUUUUAAACGUUUUUAAACAGUGUGACCUUGUGAUGAUCCAUUUGCCGUGAAAGAGAAGCUUACGUGAGCAUUUGCUUGCUAACUAAUAGGCUCAUCUAGAAAAUAACUUUGCUGUUAGGGGAUUCGAACCUUCAACCCAUUGGAGGAUAUUAAGCCGUAAUGUUAAUUUAGUAUUAUUGCCUGGAAAAAUCAAAACAGUUAAAAUGGUAAUUGAGAUGAAAGAAACAUAACCUCUCCUGCAAAUUAUCAGCUGUUAAUUAAUGAAACCAGACAGUAAUAUCUGGAAUUACAUUUGCUUUUAUUGAAUCCCAGUUAUGGCUCAAGAUUGAAUUCUAAGAAUCUGCCAACAAUCAUGGAACCACAAAUUUAAUACCUUAGGAAGGAUGUCUUUUGACCUGUGGUAGCUUUAUAUAGUUCUAAUAUUGCAUUACUUGCAGCUAAAACUCCUUCUUUGUUCUAAUCAAUGUAUCAAGGACAUAUUCAUUUCUGAUAUGAUGUAUCAUUUAUUUAUUACUGACCAUUCUUAUUUUUGAUCAUAUGAAGGGCAGAAUGUUCUUGUUCUGCUUAUGAUCAAUAGAACGUUUACUAUGUGGUUCUGUGUGUUUUGUAGGUUUGCCUGGCAUAUAUUGCUCAAAAGAUUACUUGGGCAAUAGCACAAGUUUCUUUUCCUUUAUAGCAGAUUCUUGUGACUCCAUGUCAAAAUGUUUCAUUUCACAAAAGCACAAGUUCAAAUUAAUCUCUGAGGCUUUCACUUUUGAUGUUUUACAACCCUGUACUCAGUGAAUAUUUAUUUUUAUUUAAAUGGUUAUCAUACAAAACAUAAUCAAUCUAAGAAAUCUUGCAUGAAGAAAAGCAAAAUAUUUAUCAGCUAUUAUUGGAAAGUGGUUUUUAAACAAUUGCUUCAUCCGUUUCAUGACACAUUUUGUUAAAAGACAUAAGCGUACAAAUGAGUGAGUGAGCCUGUUGGCAUCAACUCUGCUGUGUUACCAAUUUCAGUGUUUUCAGACUCAUACUGUUUAUAUGAAACCUAGAACAACAAUGACUUCACACACCAUAUUGCUCGUCAAUGCAAUGUUCUUCAGAUGCAUUAAAGAACAAAACUGAUCUAUCUUUUUUGUCAAGUAUAUUUUAAAAUUUUCUCAAAAUCCACAUUUAAAAAAAGGAAAAGCAAACUGUUUAAAGAAGAUCCAGAUGUGUAAAAUGAUGUAGAGUCAAAUGUCUAUUAUUUUGUAUGCUUUUUGAAGUAGUAUAAUAUGAAUUUUUUAAAAAAUAAAAUGAGUUCCAUCAGGAACAAGAGUUGACUAUUCUGGGUGAUUUGAGAGUCCAUAGGAGAAUUAAAUUGCAAUGUAUGAUAUAUAGGUUGAGUUUAAGUACAGUAUUGUCUUUAAACUCAGAGCCACUAUCUGCAAUUUUGUACAUGACAUAUUUGGAAAGACUGUUUGUUUUGGGAGGGUUUCCCCCUGGGAGAGGGAACAAUGUUAUGCAAGUGGUGUGUUAUUUUACUGUUGAACAGCGAUUGCUAUUUAUUUUUUUAUGACAUAGAGCAUCAACAUGUAUAGAAAGCAGAUCUGGUAGAGCCACUAGUUGGAAACUGAAGUCUCAUUUGAAUGUUACAAUCAUCCUACAUCAGUACACUCGUCUCAUCAAGUGUUUAAUGUGACAGUUUGAGUACUGUAUGUGUUAAUUUCUACUUUUUUAAUAUUUAAAAUUGCUUUUAAAUAAAUGUAUUCAGUUGA